AUGCCUUCCGAAAAAUUCAGAAUUACCACCAAUGGACAAUCGUUACGUAAUCCUAACAAUGGGUUUUUUGGCAUGACUCUUUCAGCCAACAUGACACUCGACGAAAGUAGCGAUACAUCAGCUCAUAAUGACAGACGAUCUGCUCAUAACGCUCUGGAACGACAACGCCGAGAGCAUUUGAACGUUAAAUUCCAACAGUUGGCACACGCAUUACCUGCGCUCUCCACGGUGCGUCGACCUAGCAAAACUAUGAUUGUAGCCAAAUCACUCGAGUUUGUCUCGUCUAGCUUGAAGCGAGAAUCGACAUUCAUGACAGAAAUCCAAAAGCUGCGCGUAGAGAAUGAAAAGCUACGAAAGCAAGCAGAAGCCAACUCGAUACAGUUAAAGAAGCAAAUGGAGGAAGACGAGACCAACAAGAAUAAGAAGAGAAAGGCCAGUGUAGAUAUACAAAAUCAGCAAGAGAUUUCGCCACCAUGCACGCCUGAAAAGAAGCGAAAGAAGAUGACGAUGGUGAAACAAACCAAGUCACCACUUGCAGUGAAAAGAGAAGAAAGCAACAUAUUAUUAUCAUCCACCACAACAGCAACCACAUCACCAUGGACACCUGUCCUUGACACUACAUUGAAUUCAUACCCAUCUUCAUCCCCACCUAAUUAUUUUGAUACAACUUAUACCACAUCCCCCACAAGUCAAAAUAUGCUUUAUAUGACACCUCAGCAUGUCGAUCUUUAUGAAAAUAACAUGUCGGUUUAUCACAACAUGAUGAAUCCCAUGUUACUCUCUCCUUACUUUGUCCCUACAAGCGACAACACUACAGAAGGUAAUAAUCAUAAAAAAAAAAAAAGCCUCUUUUUUUAUUUUUUUAUAUAUGUUUACAAUACGAUUUUCUAA
Messenger RNA from Mucor mucedo, 891 nucleotides. RefSeq lists its product as uncharacterized. Gene Ontology annotation, cellular component: RNA polymerase II transcription regulator complex. The record is from RefSeq and is a predicted model, not a curated record. Bases 1 to 891 code for a protein of 296 amino acids. The transcript is spliced from 4 exons. Gene Ontology annotation, molecular function: protein dimerization activity; DNA-binding transcription factor activity. NCBI's taxonomy places the organism in Eukaryota, Fungi, Mucoromycota, Mucoromycetes, Mucorales, Mucoraceae. Gene Ontology annotation, biological process: positive regulation of transcription by RNA polymerase II.